Ananas comosus (pineapple) is the source of this 892-nucleotide messenger RNA. RefSeq lists its product as uncharacterized. The record is from RefSeq and is a predicted model, not a curated record. Bases 102 to 509 code for a protein of 135 amino acids. NCBI's taxonomy places the organism in Eukaryota, Viridiplantae, Streptophyta, Magnoliopsida, Poales, Bromeliaceae. The transcript has 5 exons.
CUCUCCUCUCCUCUCCUCUCCUCUCUCUCCUCCUUCCGAUCGAUUACGAACCACCGCGGCGGCGGCGACGCGGCGGAGACGGAGGCGGCGGUGGCGGCGCCAUGUUCCCGAAGGACUGGGCGCCGCCGUGCGGGAGCUGCUGCACCAAGAAGUACUCCGCUCUCCUCCAGAUCCCCUGGAGAGUUUUCUGCAAGAAAGGGUGCGAUGCGGAUGCUGAGACUUGGGAGGAAUGUGUGGAAGAGUGCAACGAGAUAUGCUAUAAAGAUCCAGUUCUGAAGGAUCACGAAUGGAGUGCAUACAUUGAUAGGUCCCCUGGCGAAGACAGUUACUCUUUGGAAUGUUUUCGUGCUUGUGUUUCUGGCUGUGGUUUCAAGUUUGAUAUCCCUAAAACGGAAGUUGAGGCUGUCAAACCAAACAGGCCUCCCAAGCCUGCCCCGGUGAGGAAAGAACCACCCCAGCGUGCGAAUCUCAUCACGACCCCUGACGACCUGCCUACUACAUCGGCAUAGGACUAACAUAAUAACUGUUACAGCAUAUACGUUCAUUGAUGGAAGCUCGCUGGGUGGUGCUAUCUCUUUCACUAAACAGUUUUUUUUGUUUUUUUUCCUCGACAGUAUGCACACCCAUAAUGGCUUGUAUUUUUGCCUGAGCUCUUCCUCAUUUUGCCUAACUUGAGUUUAUACCAUUCCGCGACGAAGGGAUUCUAGAUUUGCGGCACUCGUAGAGAAUAAGCAGACUCGAGGCUUAUGUGAGUUCUGUUGACUGUUGUGAGAUUUCCUUUUUUGUUUUUUGGUUUAGUAGAUCAUUGUAAUGCCUCUGCCGUCAAUGUAGCUUUUGACAUAAAAAAGCGAUUGUUUUUCAAUGCUAGUACCUUUUCAUUGUUGAAUGUUGA